Solea solea (common sole) is the source of this 1860-nucleotide messenger RNA. RefSeq lists its product as uncharacterized. Lineage: Eukaryota; Metazoa; Chordata; Actinopteri; Pleuronectiformes; Soleidae. The coding region runs from base 436 to 1605 and encodes 389 amino acids. The record is from RefSeq and is a predicted model, not a curated record. The transcript has 2 exons.
AUGAAGUGUGGUUUUUGCUCAUAUUUUCCUUUUUAGGUCCUUUCAGACCUAUAAAUCAGGGCCACAUAUUGAUUUCCCUCCUUUGUAAAUAUGGAAUUUUAUUUUUGUUAAUCCCUACACGCAAAACAGGUUUGUAGGGAAACCCAUCAGACAAACAUCACAGAGUAUAAGAAUGGAUCCAGAACAUAAAUUAGAACUGUAACAAAACUACAAGGCCAUUAUACACAUUUCUGAGACUAGUGCCUAGUUUUUGUUUUAAAUGGUCUUCCUCUCCCUCCUCCAGAAAAAUACCAAUGACUAAUAUGUGAAAGUCAAUGUUCCUUUGUUGAAUAUUUUCCUCUACCUUUGAGGGACUCUCUUGUCUCACAGUUUUGCAGCUAUCAGAGAGUCGAGCUGCCGCUGCCCAGUGCUUCCACUCACUGUGCAAAAAACCCCAUGAGGAGAUUUCAAAGUCACUGGGAAACCGUGAGACACCUGAACCGACAGAGGCCUCACCGAGGCGGGGUGUUCACGGUCCAGAGCCUUGCUGCUCAGAACCAAAGCUCGGACGUGAAUGAUUUAUCUUGGUGGAGAGUUAGGAGAGGCAACUUCCCUCCAGAUGAUUUACCAUGUCACACAGCAAGGCUUUGGCCGUGUCGUCCACUUCACUAUAAGCCGACGAGUAAACGUGGGCUGUGCUGCAGCAAGCCAAUAAGUCAGUGUAGAGUCUGUUACACCCACCUGCUCUGGGAGCAAAGUCUGCCGCGCUUGACACCUUCAGUCUACAGCUCAGUUCUGAUGGACAACGUCGCAGAAGAGCAAGACAGAGGAAAUGAGGACGAGACAGAAGAAUGUGUUUCCGCCUCCCAGUGUUGGACCAGGUCCCGUCCACACCUCAGUGAACCUUACUACUCUAGUAUACGUGACUACCUUCAGCCUCCACGGCCUCAAAGCCCUCGUAUCCGCACAGCUCCCCCAAGUCCCAUGCGUCCUCACUGUGUCACGGGGAUGCCACCUGUGGAGCUCGCCAAGCAGGAGAGUCUGGAUGAGCUCAGGACAACUGUGCAAAUGGCCGCCAGCUCCAUGGAGAGCAGCACCAGGGACAUCAAGCUCCUGGGGGAGAAGAUGGCAGUCGCCAUUGAACAAAUGUCUGAGACAGUGCAGGACAACUCACAGGCCUUAGUCCUCCUCGCUGAGGCGGUGGAGCGGCUUCAGAUUCUCCUCACCAACACUAGGACUGACAUCAACUCACCUAAUCCUGCAGUCUGUGAGGAAAACAGCUCACCAAGAUAUAACACAACAACCCAAGAGGAACGUCUGUCUCUGACACACCAAGCUAAAUGUUCCUUCCCCUCACUUCUCUCCAGUACCACCUCCUCCAGCUCCCUCAGCAGCUAUCUGGACACUCCCUCCACCUCCUUGGACACCAGCUGCCUGUCUGUGUCCUGCCACGGAUCACCUCGACCCACAGUAGAAACCAGAAACACUGUCUCACCAUGGAAGCAAACAUCCAGGCAUACACUGACCAACAGCCUCGAUGAGCCCAAGCAGAAUGGUGGUUACUUAAAGCCACGGAAAAAGAAGAAGAAGAAGAAGAAGAAAAAGAAAAAGAAGAGGAAGGCAUGAAGGAUGCUGAAGGCUGACUUCUAAACAUGCACAGUGAGCAGCAGUUGACCUUUUUUUCCAUCGUCUUGUGGACCCUUUCAUUCUUUCAUUUAUUUCCACUCUUGCUUUCCUUUCACCAACCAUGUCAAAAACCUGGAGCAUUCAUCUCAAGAACGUCAUUUGUUGUUGUGUCUUUGCACGGACUGUUUUGGUUUUAUUUGAGCCUGUUUGUAUAACUGGCUCACGUUUGUUUAUUCUGUGUCUUUGGUCUCUUUC